This is a messenger RNA of Bipolaris sorokiniana ND90Pr, 1008 nucleotides long. RefSeq lists its product as uncharacterized. The transcript has a single exon. The record is from RefSeq and is a predicted model, not a curated record. Bases 57 to 878 code for a protein of 273 amino acids. Lineage: Eukaryota; Fungi; Ascomycota; Dothideomycetes; Pleosporales; Pleosporaceae.
UGACCAACUAUCCCUUUCACAGUAGAACGAACAAAAAGAUACAUUCUUUUCAUACUAUGAACUACUUGUGUGUCCCUUGCAAUCGCUCAUUCAGUAGCAGCAAAGCCUUCGAACAGCACAAAAAGAACUCGCCAGUACAUAAGAAGACCUUUUGUUGCGAGACGUGCAACUGCCCGUUCAAGAGUGAGAAAGCACUUAUACGCCAUAGAUUGAAGUGUAAGGUCGACCAAGAAGCUUCAUUGAAUCAGCACCCAGAUGAGGUCGCAUUGAGUACCGCCCUAGCUAGGUGUUCCAUACCCGACACAUCAGCACUCACGUUUCAAAAUCGCGCCCAAACACUUGUCUCAGCCAAUCCAGUCGCUAUCACUACCACGCUCCCGAAGAUAGCCAAGAGCAACAAGCUUCGAUUAAAACAAGAGACGAGAGAAUAUUUCAUGUUCCCAGAGCUGCAUUCGAAGAUUGCAGAAGCAGUCCUCCUAGAGAUAAUCACAACAUGGUUCAACAACAAUGACGACGACAACUUCAUCUAUCGAUAUCACACGCACAUCAUGGGAAAAUUCACGUGUCACAACAAUAAAUGUGGCAAGAAGUGUUGGACAAGCAGAAAGGUGCCUAUCGAAAUAAGCGGAUAUGACAGGAACGGGUACAGCGCAAUUGUGUAUAACCAGAGGUGCAAGUCUUGCAAUUGUUUGGGCACCUUUGCGAUAGAUGAAGAAUCUUACAUUAAGCGGGUAUCAUAUAGAAUCAAAAAAUGGGCAGGUGUAGAAGUGGUGCAACCAGAUUACGAGGGAAAACCAACCAAACCGCAUGAGCGGGCCUAUUGUGAAGGUUGUAAACGAGGCAAGUGUACAGAAGAUGAAGAUUUUUGGUCCGAUUGAGAAAAAAAUAACAUAUCUUAUCCUGACAUUUAAUCCUUAGAGAACGAACCUUUGUUCUAUUUUUGUAGCCCGCGCUUUUAGUUCACAGGAGGCUUAUUCCCUCAGGCUUAGAACAGACCCUCAUCCUCAA